GCGCGCUUUCGUUUCACUUUCGAUAGGCUUGCCAGGAAGAAAUUCUUUGUUCAGCAGUAGACAUUCGAGCUCCAUGAUUUUUUCGGUUAAUUGAGGUUCUCUCAUUUACGCGCUCUAUCAUCAUGGCACUUCAAAACAUCUGUGGCUUGAAGUCUCACUCCGGGCAAGGGGUUUUCGGUACCAUGACGUCGCAACAUCCAAGCAGAAUAGACCAUUUUACGUUUGGGUCUAAAUGUCAAGAAUUUGCCUUACCUGUUGGAGCAGACCCCGUUGGAUUUUUGAAGGCAUGCAGUGGUGAAAAUGGCGUGUCCAUAGACCUGAAUCAUGGAACCACGACUUUGGCUUUCAAGUUCCGCCAUGGUGUUAUAGUUGCUGUUGACUCCAGGGCAUCUGCUGGUGACUACAUAGCUUCUAAGUAUGCUAACAAGGUGAUCGAGAUAAACCCUUACCUCUUGGGGACCAUGUCCGGCAGCGCUGCAGACUGCCAGUACUGGGAGAGACUCCUGGCCAAGGAGUGCAGGCUCUACAAGCUCCGUAAUAAGGAGAGGAUCUCAGUGUCUUCUGCCUCUAAGCUGCUCUGCAACAUGAUGCUGGGGUACCGGGGCAUGGGUCUGUCUGUGGGCAGCAUGAUCUGUGGAUGGGACAAACAGGGCCCAGGUCUGUACUACGUGGAUGACAAUGGCACCCGUCUCUCUGGCCGCAUGUUCUCCACCGGCUGUGGAAACGGCUAUGCAUACGGUGUGGUGGACAGCGGCUACCGCGAGGACAUGACUGUAGAGGAGGCCUACGAGCUUGGCCUGCGUGGCAUUACCCAUGCCACACACAGAGAUGCCUACUCCGGGGGAGUGGUGAACAUGUACCACAUGCAGGAAGAGGGCUGGAUUAAGGUGUGCCAGGAGGAUGUUUCAGAGCUCAUCCAUCGCUACAAGAAGGGGAUGUUCUAAAUGAACUGAAAUACUGUAUAACAAUUCAAUAAAAUUGGUCAAACCAGAAAAUUGGUCACU
Molecule: messenger RNA, 1004 nt
Organism: Engraulis encrasicolus (European anchovy)
Lineage: Eukaryota; Metazoa; Chordata; Actinopteri; Clupeiformes; Engraulidae
Product: proteasome subunit beta type-8-like
Exons: 6
Coding region: 123-944 (273 amino acids)
Cellular component (GO): proteasome core complex
Molecular function (GO): threonine-type endopeptidase activity
Source: RefSeq, a predicted model, not a curated record